This is a messenger RNA of Cotesia glomerata, 603 nucleotides long. RefSeq lists its product as uncharacterized. Bases 1 to 570 code for a protein of 189 amino acids. The record is from RefSeq and is a predicted model, not a curated record. NCBI's taxonomy places the organism in Eukaryota, Metazoa, Arthropoda, Insecta, Hymenoptera, Braconidae. The transcript has 5 exons.
AUGACAAACAAGCACGGAAUAUUUUGCCUCGUUUGUCUAAGCUUAGGGAUUGUUGUCGCAGACGCUAAGAAUGUCACUGAUACCCAAGAAAAUAUUUUGUCACGACAGAAGAGAUAUUUAAUAUUUCCUCAAGGUAGCAAUGUUCAGCUGGUAUAUUGUUUAACUAUUGGAGCGUUUGCCCCGAGCCCGGAUCAAAUAGUGGUGGGAAUGACAGCUGCUUUGGCCUGGGAGCUCCCGAGUCAAGUCGAUAAAAAAAUAACUAAAUUACUGCACCGGCGAACAAGAAGCCUGGUCUUUCCUAAAAUCGAAGCCUUCCUUCAGUCCGCUGGGCUUGAUGGAAGAGCUUGUGUAAUGAGAGCAAUUUGUGAAGCUAGAAACCGCGAUAAUGAUAAAGUCGGUACUGGUACAUUUGUCCAAGAAGUUUUGCACGCGAUUUUCAGAUUAAGGAAUGACGGAAAUAACUUUGAUAAAUCAGAACACAAGAUUUACGAUUUGGCUCAUGUGACGAAGAUGAAUUGUGCUCAAGAGUAUCCGAGUUGUCGACACUCCAUUUACGAACUUGACUUUUGACACUUUUACUUCUAUUCACCGAGGGAACUUUUA